AUAUCUGACAAAGGAAGUGAUACCAUUUAUACUUUUUAUGUGGAUAAAGGUGUAAUUUUUAAUAGAAAAAAAUUAAGAUGAAAGACCCUUUGUCUCUUCUGAAUGCGUUAAGAUGGUUGGUGCGCAACUGUAACAACAAAAUGUCAAAUCAGACUGGGCUCAAGCAUGUCGCCACAGAGCCGACGAGACUUGAGAGCAAACGCGAACGACGUCGUGGCGCGGCAGGUCGGGCAUCCGCGUUACGUAGGGCUCCGUCAGACUCCGAUUGUUCCGGAGAGACAGCUUCCCUAUCUGCGGAUAGCGGGGAUAGGUCUGUCAGGCCUUUGCCACCUCCACCAAGGACUGGCAAGUCUAGAGGCAAUUCUAGGCGUCGCCGAGGCAGCGAAUGGGAGAUAUUGGAGGGACUAAAGGAUGGACAGAGGUUUGACAAGAGACCGGAAGUGUUCAACGGGUACUUGCAUAAGAAGCGGAAGUGGCCGCUCAAGGGUUGGCACAAGAGAUUCUUCGUAGUAGACGGUGGUAUUCUAGUCUAUGCUCGAUCUCCUUCGGACGUGGCGCGAGGAAGACUCCAUGGGUCUGUGGAUGUCGGUCUGUCUGUGAUUUCGGCUAAAGCUCGGCGCCGGCGCAUCGAUAUAGAUGCAGAUGAAUUCAUAUACCAUUUAAGGGCGAAGACACCUGAAGUUUUCAGGACAUGGUUGAAUGUUUUGAAGACGCAUCGAUUAUACAGGCAGCACUUAUUGACUUUCGGUGCGCGUGAGUCGGUACCAAAGAUACAUGCGCCAGUAGAUGAUCUACCUCCCACAGAUACUUCCUCACGGCUGGUAAGUCCCACAUCUGGGCCCUUGCGUGGGCCACAAGCCGGCUUCGUUUCGGGCACCCCUGGCGGCAGGCUGGCCAGUUGGAUCAUAGAAUCGGGCGCUCCCUUGGAUACAGUGACACGCGAGUUGGGUCAGGCUCAGCUCUCAGUGCAACAGUUGCAGCGGCUUUUGGAUGCACUGGAGCUACAACAACAGACCCAUCAUGAUACUGACGUAUCAAUGGAUGGCGCGUCUCCAAACGUGAAAAAAGACAGACGUAAAUUUGGCUUACGAAAGAAGAAAUCAAACAGCAAAUGUGCUACCGUUGAACCACCUCAUAUCGACCCAAGCAGUUCUCAUAUGGCCCUUUCUACGUUAACAGCGCCCCCCUCUCCCGGUGGGGGGGCAUCUUCCGUCCCCAACUCAGCCGCGUCGCUGCCUAUUGCGUUUUUAUCCACGUUUCUGGCGUCUACUUUAGUUCCGUGUGCAGCCACAAGGCCCCAAUCGCUGCCAGGGGCUGAGGUUCUGAAUGCAGCCCCUGCUAGUUUCACAAGCCUCACUCCGGACCAUCAGCUGAGAGAAGACUUUACGGUACUCGCUAAGGAUCUGGUCACCAAUCUGAAGAGCAUCGUUGCCACGCUGGUCUGCGAACGUAGUCGUCUCCGAGCAGCCAUGGAGUCAGCAGAAAGCACACCAGCGCCAAGUGGCGUGGUGGCUGCACUCAGAACUAAUCUGUCCACGGCAUUACAGCAGAAUUCUGUGUUGCGUACAGAAUUACGUUCGCGUCUCUCGCGCAUUUACGACGCUUCGGACCUGGCUGAAAUAUCGUCAAUGGGUGCGAAUUCUGAUCAUAACCAAUACAAACACUCGCUAAGCUACAGUUCCUCUUGUGUUUCUGCAUCGGAAUUCUUUGACGCCGAAGAGUACGACAACGGAGAGGUCAAGGAGAAUAAUCUUAUAAACGCUGAUGAGACUGGUGUUAUUGAACUGGACGGCGAUUCCUCAUCAGAGGCGGGUUCACUAAGCAGUGAAGAAGGAUCAGCCAGUUCCGAUAAUAGUGAUGCCGCAAUGGUGGCAACAGAACAAAUAGGUCCCACAGAGAAUGGCGGGGAACAAUGGAGCAGAAGACGAGUUCUUCCAGCACCACGACCUACUCCAGGAGGUCCAUCCCUCUGGAACCUGUUAUAUAAGAAUAUUGGAAAAGAUCUCAGUCAGAUAUCCAUGCCGGUUACUAUUAACGAACCGUUAAAUAUGCUGCAGCGUCUCUGCGAAGAGCUAGAGUACUCGGAACUGCUCGAUUCAGCGUCAACAUGUGAGGACCCCGUAAAUCGAAUGGCUUUGGUGGCCGCGUUCGCUGUUAGUUCGUACGCUGCCAGCGCUCACAGGGCAGCGAGCAAGCCUUUUAAUCCCCUCCUGGGGGAGACCUACGAAUGCGUGCGAGAGGAUAAGGGAUUCAAGUUUUUGGCUGAACAGGUGUCCCACCAUCCGCCUAUAUCUGCAUGUCACGCUGUAUCCAGUCGCUGGGUAUUCUGGCAAGAGGCGCGGAUAAAAACCAAAUUUUGGGGCAAGUCCAUGGAGUUCCAGCCGGCAGGUCGAGUACACCUCGUACUUCUGCCGACUGGAGAUCACUACACAUGGAAUAAGGUAACAACCUGUGUCCACAAUCUCUUCGGCGGUCAGCGUUGGGUGGAUCAGUAUGGAGACAUGCUUAUCACUUGUCAGGGGUCAGAUAUUAGCUGCAAACUACAUUUUGUUAAGGCAAGUUCGUGGUCAAGUUCGCGUCACGAAGUACGCGGUGCGGUUUACUCGAAGCAAACUUCGCAUCUAAGAUUGCACGGCCGAUGGUCGGAAGCGUUGUAUGCUGGGGAACCACCUGCAGCCAGAUGUCUGUGGAGACCUGGUGCGAUGCCGCCAGACUAUGAGUUAUACUACGGGUUCACACGGUUCGCGAUGGAACUUAACGAAAUGGAACCCGGAUUGAAAGAUAUACUGCCUCAUACAGAUACUAGGUUUAGGCCAGAUCAGCGUGCCUUAGAAGAAGGCGACGUGGACGCCGCAGAACAAUUCAAGCACGAGUUGGAGCAAUCGCAACGGGAGAGACGAAGAGACAGACCUGAUCACACGCCUGCCUGGUUCCGCAAAUCCACAGAGGGCGGUGAAGAGACGUGGGUGUACGGUGGGGAGUAUUGGCGAGCGCAGGCCGACGGCUACAUGCAACUGCAUACGCCGCGGUUGUGGUGACCGCUUCUCAUAUUAUAUUAUGUACCGCAGCGCGAAGUGCUGUGCUAGAGGUUGUGUCCGCUUGUCGCUUCCAGCUUUAUUCUACUUACUACUUAGCGUUACUACUUAUGACUAAGCCACAGACAAAAGAUAGUAAUGUUACAGAAACAGAUUGUACGUAUUUGUAUGUACGCGUAUACGAUGAACGAACACUAAGUUGAACUAUAAAGAAGUUUUAUAUGCUUAGAACAUUCGUGCGUUGUUUUGUAGGAAAUUAUGUUUUCAAUCCUAAUUGUAUUGUUGUAUCAUAAAUUCAAAUUAAUAAAUAAUAGCGCACAAAAUAUAUGUACUUGUAUGAUUUAUUAAUUAUUCCGGUCUAUUUUAUAUGAAUAUUCAGUUGACCAGCAUGUAUAUUCUGGAUUGAUAUUGUAUAUUUUUCCUUUUUUGUACAUAUUUUUUUAGUCAUCAAAUUUCAGUCUGUGGCUUAGAUACUUAUCAGACUAUCUCGCUUCUACUGUGUUGAUAAUAAAAUGUAAGAGCGGGACAGUCAUCUUUUACUCGUGUUAUAUUCCUUAAAGAGAGAGUUAAGUAUAAGAAAUACUAAAUAUCCGUAGUGAGGGUAGUUGUACAAUUUGUACUUUGCUUUUUAAUAUAGAUUAAUCGCGCAUUAAUUUUCUUACAAAUCGGUCAGAAAUAGAUAUUUCUAUAUUUUUCUUUAUAAAUGACGAAAAAAAGACGGUAGGAUAUUAAACAAUAAAUUGAGGGUAUAAUUAAAUAAUUGUAGAAGGAUUGUUAUUUUACAUUGUGUAUUUUUGUUUACCAUUUUUAGUAUUAUAAUUUCAGUGAUUGUUUUGUGAUACGACAUAGGCAAUGUAUGUUUCUGGUGUUCUAAGAUGUUGAAAUUUUCAUUGAUGUAUUUUCGAAUCAAUUCGAGUCCUUCCAGAAAAUGGCGUACCAAGCGUAAUACCGUAAAAUUUUAUAUUUUUAUUAGCUUUUCAAGAAAAGAGCGUACAAAUUCUUAAAAGGCCGGCAACGCACUCGCGAGCCCUCUAGCAUCGAGAGUGUCCAUCGGCGGCGGUAUCACUUUACAUCAGGUGAGCCGUCUGCCGGUAUGUCCCCUGUUCUAUUAAUAAACACAUGCAUCACACUGAUUAACUCUAUGUUCAGUUUAACUAUCGGAUGCUAAAAUAUUAUCACUCCUUAGAACGCUUGAAACUUGCAGCAUUGAUCUUGCCUUAAAAGACGUUUUCCUUAAGAUACGUAUCAAGUUAAGUUAGUGCUGAUUUUGUUCACUUUACUUGAGGGCGACCCCAAAACCUUGGGCCCUUAACAAUAUUCAGUUGUAUUUGCGACUUUGUUACCUUGUGUUAAGAUGCAAUUUACAAUAUGAUGUAUGUUUCAAUGGUCUGCAAUUUGUUUGGUUUGAAACAAGUAUCUAGUUCGGUUAAGAUAUGGCGCUGUACUUAAUAGCAGCUUUAAACAUAGUGAAAUGUAUUUAGAUGCCAUAAACGAAGGACAAAGCAAUACAAAUGUUUUUAGAUAAUUUCAGAUUCGAGUUUAGAUUGUUUGUUUACUUUCAAACUUGUUUGGCAAUUAACUAGCGCUUAGUUGUCUUUACAAAUAUGAAAUAGUAAUUGUUAAAGUUAAUGGAGUAAUUGUGAUGUAUUUAUUUUAUCAAAAAUUCCUAUAGCUUUAGGUUUAAAACCUUAAAUGCCAAUAGAACAGUACAAUGUCUAUGGUGAUCCACAGAUAUUAGAUACGCUUUACUAUUAACUGUCACUUAAAUUGACAAUAAAGUGUCCGUGUUUAGUCGUUGUUGUUGUUGUUAACUCGAAAUCAAUUAUAAUAAUUAACGAAUGUAAUUAUUUAAUUAUAUGUGUUUACAUUCGGUUAUUUGCUGGAUGACAGUUGACAAUUAUUUUUAGUCUUUUUUUAGCCUGUAUGAAUUUGUAUGCCAUAAGAUAUAUAUGUAUACAUAAAAUUUAGUUAUAUCUCAUUAAGCAAAUAAACGAAUGGAAAAUGUAAGUGCACGGGAUUUUAUCUUAAAUCAUUGACAAUAUUGUAGGAUACAGGUUCCGUGUUAAAUUUAAAUAAAAUUAUUAAAUAAUUUGAAAUAAAUUUUUUUAAAUAAUUAAUUAAUUAUAACGGGUAAAAAUUUUGUCUUAAAUUUUAAAUACGUUUAGUUAUAAUAUUUCGAUGACUAAGAAAUUGUACUUUUGAUUGUUUAUUUCAUAUAGACAUAUAUUUUUAUCUAUGCUCCACAGCAUAGAUGCCGUUAAAGGGUUAUGCUAAUCUAUGGCUGAUUCAGUACUUGAAUUUUUCAGGGAUACUCAAUUAAUUCAAUGACAUGACAUAAAAUUUCGGAGUAAUUAUAUUAAAAUAGAUUUAUACAUAUAGUAUAAACUGUGGGCCUAUUCAAUGAUCCUUUUUGCAAGAUUUUUUUUAUUGCCUUGGAGAUUAUUAUUUGUUAAUUUGAAAAAGCGUCCUUAUUGCUAUGUGUUAAAGUGUAUUUUGAAAUGUACAAUAAUGUGAAGUAAUCGGUCUUGUAUGACUGCCCAAAUGUUUCAGCGAUUUACUUGAUAAAAGGUGAAAUUAAGAAUGUUUUGGUAAAAAAUAAAUGAUUACCUCAACUCGGCGUUGCAAGUCUAUAACUAUAAAAUUAUUGAAUAAAAUUGUUUAUUUUAAAUGUAUUUUAUCGUAAUGAAUAUUUAAAUGUGAAAUUGUGGCUAGUGAUUAAUACAAAUUAUAUGGUUGCUAAGGUUAAUGGUACUGGUUGGGGUUUAUAGUUAAGACAAAAAUUAUCAUGCUUCUACAGAGGGUGUAAUUUUUCCUCUUGACUCUUGAAUAAGAAUAAUCAAAACUUAUUAUUUUGAAGAACACAUUAUUACUGCAAAAUGGCAAUUAUAUUUUACAACACCAACU
Molecule: messenger RNA, 5939 nt
Organism: Pieris rapae (cabbage white)
Lineage: Eukaryota; Metazoa; Arthropoda; Insecta; Lepidoptera; Pieridae
Product: oxysterol-binding protein-related protein 3
Exons: 25
Coding region: 78-3038 (986 amino acids)
Cellular component (GO): plasma membrane; intracellular membrane-bounded organelle; cytosol
Molecular function (GO): cholesterol binding
Source: RefSeq, a predicted model, not a curated record